AGCAGUGCAAUAAUGCAAGGACGAAUCGAUUCCGAGAUAGAACAACCCUCUUGGCUGCUGCCGCGCAGGGGAGGACGAGCUCGUCGCAUCGCCGACUCGCCGUCACCGAGGCCGUCGAGGUGAGCAGGAGAAGAUGCCGCUGCCACCGCCGGCGACCGCUGGCCCGAGAGCCCCGGCGCACCCAUGCUUGAGGACUCACGGGAAGGAAGUCGCUAGGCUGCACCUGUUCGACUGGAUCGUGCUGGUGCUCCUUGUUGCCACGUACGCCGUGCUCGGCUUGAUCCAGCCCUUCCACCGGUUCGUCGCAGAAGACAUGAUGGCGACCCUCCGGUACCCCAUGAAGGACAACACCGUGCCCGGCUGGGCCGUGCCGAUUAUUGCCAUUGUUGUGCCGAUGGUGUUCGUUAUUGGAAUAUACAUGAAGAGGAGAAACGUUUAUGACCUGCAUCACGGCAUUCUUGGCCUUUUGUUUUCUGUUCUUAUAACAGCCGUCCUGACUGUCGCCAUCAAGGAUGCUGUAGGCCGGCCGCGCCCGGACUUCUUCUGGCGCUGCUUUCCUGAUGGAGUGCCGAAGUAUAACAACAUCACGGGAGAUGUCAUGUGCCACGGAAAUCCGAGUGUAAUCAAAGAGGGGCACAAGAGCUUCCCAAGUGGGCAUGCUUCAGGUUCUUUCGCUGGGCUUGGAUUUCUGUCAUGGUACCUGGCCGGCAAAAUCAAGGUUUUCGAUCGAAGAGGCCAUGUCGCCAAGCUCUGCAUCGUUCUUCUACCUCUGCUUCUUGCAUCGAUGGUUGCGGUAUCGCGAGUGAGUGACUACUGGCAUCACUGGCAGGAUGUGUUUGCUGGUGGAGUUCUUGGAUUGGUGGUUGCUUCAUUUUGCUACCUUCAGUUCUUUCCACUACCUUACAGUGAACAUGGAUUUUGGCCGCACGCGCACUUUGAGCACAUUCGUCGCGCUGCUGGUGAAAGCCAAGAGCAAUCAACAACAAACUUGAAUAUACACCAUCAAUCACCGUUCCUCGAUAUUUCUCAAUCAAGUGACAUGAGAACCACCAGUCAAGCACUGGAUUCCAUGGAAGAAGGAAGCAGAGAUCAUCGGAUCAGUUACUGAUGGAUUCAAUGUUUCCGUUUCUUUUCUUUACAUUUUUGUAAGUUAGGUGACUACAGGAAUACUACUCUUGUUGAUGACUUCAUACCGCACCUACAAAUUUAUGUGACUGAAAGAGAAAUAUAAAUAUUUAGGAGAUAUUUUUUAGA
Setaria italica (foxtail millet) is the source of this 1254-nucleotide messenger RNA. RefSeq names its product lipid phosphate phosphatase 2. Bases 134 to 1108 code for a protein of 324 amino acids. Gene Ontology annotation, molecular function: phosphatidate phosphatase activity. The transcript has 7 exons. Lineage: Eukaryota; Viridiplantae; Streptophyta; Magnoliopsida; Poales; Poaceae. Gene Ontology annotation, biological process: phospholipid metabolic process. The record is from RefSeq and is a predicted model, not a curated record.